This is a messenger RNA of Puccinia graminis f. sp. tritici CRL 75-36-700-3, 447 nucleotides long. RefSeq lists its product as uncharacterized. The record is from RefSeq and is a predicted model, not a curated record. Bases 1 to 447 code for a protein of 148 amino acids. Lineage: Eukaryota; Fungi; Basidiomycota; Pucciniomycetes; Pucciniales; Pucciniaceae. The transcript has 3 exons.
AUGGACGAUGUGCGGCCCUGGAUAAUCAAGAAAAUUGUAGAAGGACCACUGAAGCGUUUAGAGACUGAGUCGAUCUUGGAUAACCGGACCGCAAGCGUCUUACCACUUGAGCCAUUUUGCACACAAAAGCUCCAACUCGAUCGAUUCCAAUCUCCUCAUCGAUGGGGAUCCCAGGGGCCGGUUUGGGCUGAGGCAUCAUCCAAAAGUUCGAGUCCGAUCAGCAGACUGAUAAACGCUCAUUCGGCCAACUCGGCUUUCCCACCUUCUUGUUCGGCGGUUGUCGCUGGAUUUGGCACGCCCCUGCUAAUACCAAUCGCAACGGCGACAGAAUCUUCAAAAACCAAAAAGACGAGGAAAAUCUUUGAUCGGAGGACGUGCUCGGACAUGGUCUACGGUUGUCAGAUCUCGAGCGACUGCGGGAACGUCUUGGGGAGGGUGAUGUGGUGA